Molecule: messenger RNA, 1919 nt
Organism: Monopterus albus (swamp eel)
Lineage: Eukaryota; Metazoa; Chordata; Actinopteri; Synbranchiformes; Synbranchidae
Product: zinc finger protein 502-like
Exons: 3
Coding region: 296-1738 (480 amino acids)
Biological process (GO): regulation of gene expression
Cellular component (GO): nucleus
Source: RefSeq, a predicted model, not a curated record
UGAUGGAUGGGUCGUGGAACAUCGUUAACGCUUGCUAAGAUUGUGUCAUUUGAAGCGUUUAGUUGACGCAAUAAACUUGAGUUUCCCAGUUUGACUUUGUCUUUCUUUUAUUAAUUUGUGUAAUUCUGCCUUUACACCACCAGGUGUCACAAGCUGUCGGCGGAACGCGGAAGUGAAGCCUCUUGCUUGUAAACACUGAAUAGCAACACGAUAUUCAUAGCUGAUAUAUUGUUAGCCUCGGGGAGUGUUUAAUAUCACAGUUGUGUUGCACAGAACUAAUGUCUUUGAAUGCACCAUGAGGCCGCAGCUGACUAAAAAGCGCCCGUCUGUGACAAAACCAGCCAGAUCAGAGGCUGCGCUGUCUUUGCAAGAGGAGCUCGUGGCAGCGAUACAUGGAGCGUUUGACGUGGCUGUGGAGAUCGCAGUCCGAGACGUGAAAAAACUGCUUGCUCGGGCUGCAACAGGAGACAACUAUGAAGAGAUGCGACGAGAGAAUGCGUCCCUCAAACAAAGACUGCAGAGAGCUGAAGCUCUGUUGGAUUCUGCGCGCAUGGAGGGAAGAGGUGGCAGCUCUCCUUCCAAGCAACUCUUCAAUGCCACAAAACAUAGAGGUCAACAGCUUCACAGUAGGUACAAACAAAUAAGCCCAAAUCCCAAAGUGGGCAGUGUGCACAGCGGUACAGGAGGCAGAGAUGACGCACCUCCUGCAGCUGAUACUGCACCGCAGGAUCCAGGUCUCCAACACGUGAGCAAAGAUGAGCAGAGUUCAGACGAUGCUGUAAAAAGACAGUGUGGCAAUGGGGCCGCUUCAGACCCAGAGAGAGAACUAAAUAAUGGCUGUAGUGAAGACGUUACUAAAGAGAUUUCCUGUGUCUGUGUAGUGAAGGUAGAGAGCCAGCCAAGUCAAGACCACUACCCACUACCGCUUCCCAGCACUGACAACAAGCCCAUAUUAGAGCAGGUUACAGUAAAGCAGGAGGAGCUGGAAGAGGAGAGAGAUGGUACACAGAGCACUUUGGACUUGAUCAAAGUGGAGGAUGUUAGUCUGGAGUGUAUGUCUGAUGUCCAGUCCAAACUGUUGGCCGAGUGGAAACCUAAAGUGCUGGAUAUUCAGAGCCAAGACCCAAACUCUGGAAUGUCCUGUGCCAGGCUGGCUCAAGCUCAUCCUCCAAACAUGACUACAGGUCUUUCACCGCACACAGACCUUCUAUCCCUGUCCUCUGAGUUCCCCAGCCUCCAGGUGGCAGAACCAGCUUCCAUUUCCGAAGCUCCUCCACAGGUGUAUGGAGUCCGGACCAACCUCAGCCUCAGUCGUACCAUUGCCAACACUUUUGCCUGCAAAUCCUGCGGUCAGACCUUCCCCCUUCCCAGCCUGUUGCGGCGGCAUUAUGGUCAGUGCCAACAGAAGUUCCAGAAUAGUUUUCAGCAGCCUCUAGUAGAAAGCAAGAAGACCAGAUUGCAACUGUACCCACCGGGCUGCAGCCCCUUCCGCUGUAGAGAGUGUAACCGAGAGUUCAACCGCAUGGAGAACCUCAAGACACACCUUCGUAUCCACACAGGAGAGAGACCGUACACCUGCUCUGUUUGCUCCAAGUGCUUCCGUCACUCUGGGGCAUUAACCAGACACUUCCGUAUCCACACCGGAGAGAAGCCUUACGUCUGUGGACAGUGUGGGAAAUCAUUCAGAAACUGUGGGGGGCUCAAAUUCCACCAGCGCUCACACAGCAAACAGCUGUAGAGUGAAGCUCAGCUGUGUUAAGGUCCACAGGAUCAAGCAUUUUUAUGUGAGGUGUAAACAGCUGAUUUUAUGCAGUGCUCAAUAUGUUUAAAUUUGAUCAUUUUAUGUUAAAAAAAAAAUACAAUUUCAAUGAGUUUUCCAGACUGUCUGAAAGUGGGAACGCUGUCUGGAAAUCUCUGGA